This is a messenger RNA of Branchiostoma floridae (Florida lancelet), 1366 nucleotides long. RefSeq names its product retinol dehydrogenase 12-like. The transcript is spliced from 7 exons. The record is from RefSeq and is a predicted model, not a curated record. NCBI's taxonomy places the organism in Eukaryota, Metazoa, Chordata, Leptocardii, Amphioxiformes, Branchiostomatidae. Bases 140 to 1153 code for a protein of 337 amino acids.
ACAGCCUUAAGAGUUUGUAGGGCAAAGUUCACCUUAAUUCAGCGGACGACAGAAACAUUGCAGGUAAGAAGUACAUUGCAGGCGUAGUCGUGAAACAUCACAGAGAAGGUCCCAGUGAGGCACCAGACAGGUACCAAACAUGAUGUCAGACUACCUGAGUGGUGACUUGGUGGACUUUGUCUCUUCCCAUCAACAUCUCAUUCUCACAGGGGUUGCAGCAGGAGUGGCCUUCUAUGCCGCCCGGAAGUACUUUGGCGGGGGCGGGUGUUACAGCACAGCCAGGCUGGAGGGGAAGACUGCCAUCAUCACAGGUUCUAAUACAGGACUGGGCAAGGAGACGGCACGCGAUCUGGCCAGGAGAGGUGCCCGGGUGAUCCUUGCCUGUAGAGAUGUGACCAAAGCUGAGGCUGCUGCGGAAGACAUUCGCAAGACUACCGGAAACGGAAACGUUUUGGUGCGUAAACUGGACCUGGCUUCUCUGGCCUCAGUCAGGGAGUUUGCAGCAGGAAUUAACGACAAUGAAACCCGCCUGGACCUUCUCAUCAACAAUGCAGGGAUCAUGAUGUGCCCCCAGUGGAAGACAGAAGACGGUUUUGAGAUGCAGUUUGGCACGAACCACCUGGGUCACUUCCUCCUCACCAACCUGCUGCUGGACAAGCUCAAGACGUCCGCCCCCAGCCGGGUCGUGACUGUGUCUUCGAUGGGGCAUCAGUUUAUCAAGAAGAUGCAUUUUGAUGACCUGAACAUGGAAAAUAACUACAACUCCAUGGAUGCAUACAGUCAGAGCAAGCUGGCCAACAUACUCUUCACUAGGGAGUUGGCAACGAGACUAGAAGGGACAGGAGUGACCUGUUAUUCUGUCCAUCCGGGUGGUGUGCGAACAGAGCUAGGCAGAUACAUGACCGACACCUACGGACUAUGGCUGAUCCUGUUACGGCCAAUCAUCUCACCACUUAUGUACGUCGUCGGAAAGAGUAGCGUGCAGGGUGCACAGACCUCCCUCCACUGUGCACUUCAGGAGGGCCUGGAGUCCAAGUCUGGUCUGUACUUCAGCGAUUGUGCGGAGAAAGACCCGAGUCCAGCGGGCCAGGACGUUGAGGCGGCCAAGAGACUGUGGGAGGUCAGCGAGGAGAUGGUGGGACUCAAACAGUAAUAACAACUGAGAAUGUUAAAAUGACAGAGGACAAUUGUACUUUUAGGAAUACUGUAAUUCUAUUUCCAAAUUUCAGGUGGGCCAGUCUGAUGGUUUAUGUUAGGCUGAGACAAAUCCUAAGAGUAGGUCAUGGGAAAAUGCUAAAUGAAACUAAAGGGAGACAGGGACAAAAUGUUUCCUCACAGUACCAUAACAUAUGGUACAAGUAUAUUA